AUGACCUCGGCGCGGGAGACGGCCGGGUCCCCCCCGUUGCAGCCCUCGGGCGGUGGUCGCCGAAGGAAUGUCCUGGACCAGCUCCCGCCGCCCGCCAACUCCAACAAGCCUCUGACCCCCUUCGGCAUCGAGGACAUCCUGGGGCGGCCCCGCGGCGGGAGCCCUCCCGGGCCCGGACCCGCCGUUCUCCCGGCCCGGUUCCCCGAGAAGGCGGCGGGGCCCCGCGGCGGUGGCUGUGCUCCGGCCUCACCGCUCUGCGCGCUGGAGGAGCUCGCCAGCAAAACCUUCCGGGGACUGGAGCUGGGCGUGUUGCAGGCAGCAGAAGGUCGGGACCCUCCGGGUACACCGGGCCCGCGGCCGCCCUGCAAGAAGCGUCGCAAGUCGCGAACGGCGUUCACGGCGCAGCAGCUGCGGGAGCUGGAGGCCCGGUUCCUGAGGCAGAAGUACCUGUCCCCGGCGGAGCGGGACGGGCUGGCUGCGCGGCUGGCGCUCAGCACCGCGCAGGUCAUCACCUGGUUCCAGAACCGGCGGGCCAAGCUCAAGAGGGACCUGGAGGAGCUCCGCGCCGACGUGGCCUCGCUGAGGGCGCUGCCCCCCGCCGCUCUCCGGCAGCUGGCCGCGAUGCCCGACCCCCCCCCGCGCCCACCGCCCACUACUACCCCCCCCGCCACCGGCCCCGCCGAGCUCUCAGAGGAAGAGAUCGACGUGGGGGACUGA
Molecule: messenger RNA, 717 nt
Organism: Dryobates pubescens (Downy woodpecker)
Lineage: Eukaryota; Metazoa; Chordata; Aves; Piciformes; Picidae
Gene: LBX2
Product: ladybird homeobox 2
Exons: 2
Coding region: 1-717 (238 amino acids)
Biological process (GO): regulation of DNA-templated transcription
Molecular function (GO): DNA binding; DNA-binding transcription factor activity, RNA polymerase II-specific
Source: RefSeq, a predicted model, not a curated record